Alligator sinensis (Chinese alligator) is the source of this 1266-nucleotide messenger RNA. RefSeq names its product acetylserotonin O-methyltransferase (gene ASMT). The record is from RefSeq and is a predicted model, not a curated record. Lineage: Eukaryota; Metazoa; Chordata; Crocodylia; Alligatoridae. The coding region runs from base 1 to 1041 and encodes 346 amino acids. Gene Ontology annotation, molecular function: O-methyltransferase activity. The transcript has 8 exons.
AUGGACUCUGCAGAAGACCUUAAUUAUCCUCAGAUCUUAUUUCAAUACAACCAUGGAUUUUUUUUCUCAAAGACUAUGUUUACUGCCUGUGAAUUGGGAGUAUUUGAUCUACUGCUAGAGUCAGAAGAGCCCCUAUCUUCAGAUGUCAUUGCUGGGCGUUUGGGCACCAGUACCACUGGAAUGGAAAGAUUACUUGAUACCUGUGUGGGGUUAAAGCUAUUAAGAGUCGAACUGAACAGUGAAGGAGUCUUUUACAGAAACACAGAACUUUCCAACCUCUACCUUGCAAAAGCAAGUCCCAAGUCUCUGUAUCAUAAUAUGAUGUACUACUCCAAGACUGUCUACCUAUGCUGGCACUACUUGACAGAUGCUGUGAGAGAAGGGAAAAAUCAGUAUGAGAGAGCAUUUGGCAUUUCAUCGAAAGAUCUCUUUGGGGCUGUCUACAGAUCAGAAGAGGAGAUGAUCAAAUUCAUGUAUGGUUUGAAUGAAAUAUGGAGUAUAUGUGGUAGAGAUGUAAUUGCUGCAUUUGACCUUUCACCUUUCACCCACAUUUAUGAUCUAGGAGGAUGUGCAGGUGGCUUGGCCCAAGAAUGUAUUUCUUUGUACCCAAAUUCUACAGUCACAAUUUAUGACCUACCUAAAGUGGCACAAGUGGCAAAGGAGCGUUUUAUACCCCCAGAGGAACAUCGGAUAAUGUUCCAUGAAGGAGAUUUUUUUAAAGAUCCAGUUCCAGAAGCUGACCUCUACAUUUUGGCUAGAAUCCUGCAUGACUGGCCGGAUGACAAAUGCAUGCAUCUCCUUGAAAAAAUACACAAAGUUUGCAAGCCUGGGGGUGGAGUACUGGUGGUUGAAACACUUCUGAAUGAAGACAAAAGUGGACCUUUGGAUACCCAGGUCUAUUCUUUGAACAUGCUCGUACAGGCUGAAGGGAAAGAAAAAACAUCAACCGAGUACAGCAACCUUCUCAGGGCAGCAGGCUUCAAAGAAGUUCAAGUCAAGAAAACUGGAAAGCUCUAUGAUGUAAUUUUAGGAAGAAAAUAAUUGUCUGUUUCUUCUUCACUAUUGUUAGGUACAGAAAUGGCAUAAAGAGAUAAGCUUUUAUUAGGCAGCAAUAGUCAUCCCAGCUCCAGUCAAUUUCUUUGUGCAACAAUACAAUGUUAGCACAGUCACUAAUUACAUAUGUUGAGCAUAUAUGGAUUGACAGUCUGGCAGCUUGAAUACAACUUUCCUUUCACUGUGAACCCUAAAUGGUUAGGAAAAGAGACA